Messenger RNA from Truncatella angustata, 909 nucleotides. RefSeq lists its product as uncharacterized. Gene Ontology annotation, molecular function: oxidoreductase activity. The transcript has a single exon. The record is from RefSeq and is a predicted model, not a curated record. NCBI's taxonomy places the organism in Eukaryota, Fungi, Ascomycota, Sordariomycetes, Amphisphaeriales, Sporocadaceae. The coding region runs from base 1 to 909 and encodes 302 amino acids.
AUGGCUACUGCAAAUAUUCUAGUACCGUCAACUACGGGCACACUCACGGUUUGGGGCGGGACGAAGGAUGGAAAAGACGGCUACAUCGAUUACGAGACUGUCACCUCGAAUCUGAUCCCUCCUGCUACCAUUGAAAUUACAGCGCAUGACAUCAGACACUUCAACCAGAAGCCGAGCUACAAGGACAAUGGAUACGAACUGGUGAAUGCUCCUACGAGCAUUACCACUGAGCAGUUUCUUGGCAGCAGCACACCCGAAGGCAAGGAAUUUAUCGAUGAUGCCUAUUACAAGGAAUGCACCGACCUUGUGAGGCGCAUAACAGGCUCCACCACGGUGUUUCCUAUUUCCUUCCGCAUCAGGCAAGACAAAGCACCACGGGAGGAGGAGGUUGACCGUGCCAGGAUCAAGCUGCACGCCGGCUCGGCCGGCAGUCACGGUCCACGGCCAGUGGCUCACGUCGACCGCGAUCCUAGCACGGCCACGACCAUGCUGAGAGAUCUGUUUGGCGAUCAGAAGGCGGCAGAGAUGAUGAAGGAGCACAAUCGCUGGGCCCAAGUCAACGUGUGGCGACCAAUCGAGAAUGUCGUGCAGAAGUGGCCGCUCGCAUUCAUGAACCACGAUCGCAUCCCGGACUGGGACUACGACAAGUUCACUGGGCGCAUCUAUAACCGGAACGACCCCCGCGUCGAGCACCGCGGCGAGAAGGCAUACGAUUGUCUCGUCAAGAAUGACCCCCGGUAUAUGUUCCACUAUGCUAGCAACAUGACUCCGAGUGAGGCUCUGGUCUUCUCGUCCUUCGAUACCGAUGUGCGCUUUGUGAUUCCGCACAGCGCCUUCUGGGACGACAAUACCCCGCAAGGUGCACUGCCACGGAAGUCCAUCGAGGUUCGCACACUGGUGUUCUGGUGA